Molecule: messenger RNA, 1000 nt
Organism: Haliotis rubra (blacklip abalone)
Lineage: Eukaryota; Metazoa; Mollusca; Gastropoda; Lepetellida; Haliotidae
Product: partner of Y14 and mago-like
Exons: 3
Coding region: 228-761 (177 amino acids)
Biological process (GO): exon-exon junction complex disassembly
Cellular component (GO): cytoplasm; exon-exon junction complex
Molecular function (GO): RNA binding
Source: RefSeq, a predicted model, not a curated record
CUAGAAAUGGGUUACUUCCCCUAAGUCGAUACAUCAUGGCUGUGCCUGAGCGGUUAGGGGUUGUUCGCGAUGAACAAACAGGUGAGUUGUUAAUUCCUGGGAGUCGACGACCGGAGUGAAGGAAGGCUAUUUCCCCGGACGGGUCAUGGAGGAAGCCGAGGAGAGUGAAGGAAGGCUAUGUUCCCCAGGAGGAAGUACCAGUGUAUGAGAAUAAAGGCGUCCAGUGGAUGAAGAGCCGCCCUGACCACCCGAUCGGCCUGUCUCCAGAGGACGUGGAGAGACAUCAGCAGGCCAAGGAGGGAGAACUGCCCCAGGCUCCUAUGUCCAAAGCAGCCAAGAAAAACGCUAAGAAACGAGAACGCAAAAAGUUGAUGGAGCAACAGAAAGUAGAUGAAGUUUUGAACUCUAUAGAAGACAUUCAUAUUGCUCCAGACUCCCCCCCCUCCAAAUCAGCUGAAAUGCCGGAAAACAAAGACUCUAAAUCAAGCUCCAAACAGAGCAAAAAGUCAGAGAAGUCCACAACGCAACCGGAAAAGCAAGACAAUAAGGUCCAAGUGGAGUCCACACCAGCGACAGGCCCGUCCAGUACUGCUACAGAUACCGUGAAGAAGAUCAGGAACCUGAAGAAAAAGUUGAAACAGAUCCAGGAGCUGGAGGUGAAGGCCAAGGGCGGCUCAGAGCUGAGUCCAGAGCAGAAGGAGAAGCUGACAAGGAAAGGGAUACUUGAAGAGGAGCUCAGAGCACUGGAAGACGCGUCAUGACAACCAGACAGCUGAAGGAGGGACCGUCAAGUCAGGAUUGAGACUAAUAGAAUUUGGAGUGUGUGUGACAAUUGUUUGCAUCAUGACCGUAAAACUGCUAACUGAGCUGUCUUGUGAUGUUUUCCAGUCUUGAUUAUUGAGAGAAAAUAUACUAGCCAUCAAAAGUUUAGAAUCAUUUAAGGCACUCACUAUAUGUUAUGUAUAUAUAUGAGGUUACAUCGAAGAUGAAUUUCUCCACU